Messenger RNA from Colletotrichum godetiae, 800 nucleotides. RefSeq lists its product as uncharacterized. Lineage: Eukaryota; Fungi; Ascomycota; Sordariomycetes; Glomerellales; Glomerellaceae. Bases 140 to 334 code for a protein of 64 amino acids. The transcript has 2 exons. The record is from RefSeq and is a predicted model, not a curated record.
CGUUGCUUCCUCGUGGCACUGCCCACUGUCACAGCCAUCGUUUUCGCUCCUCCUUCCGUGUAGGUAUGACUUUGAGAGGAGACAAUCUAGACUUUCAUGACGCAGAAUGGCUGGAUCCAGGAUCGGAUGAAAUUAGGCGAUGCCAAUGUCACAGGCAAAAGCUUCGCUGGUGACGCCAUUACUGACGUUGGGUUUACCAUAUCAAUCGGUGGUGCUAGAACCUUGCUUGUCCAAUCGGACUCGUGAUCAAGCCUUGCCACAUCGUCUGUUGGUGAGCUCGCCAGCACUAUUUUCCGUCUGCUCAAUGAAGGAUUUAUGUCUCGAACUCGUUUGAAGCAAGAAUAACGGUGUGAGAGAUGACGUAGUUUUCGGCUUGUGUUAGAACUAGGUGAAUGAACUCUAAGAUGGGUAGGCGCGUUGAACAGAUACUAAUAGUUCUGUCCGUUUUGACCCAGGCAGGUGUUUAUCCCAUCAACCGCUAGAUGGCGUCACUACAUCCGCCUCUAGUCUUUCUUCAAUUUUGCUCUAUUUCCCUUAUAUCUGCCUAUAAAUAAUAUCGAAUCAGAUCAGAGUUAGAGAAAGACUGGAGACGAAUGUAGUGACGCCAUCUGGCAAUUGAAGGGAUACCACUCUAGAUACGCGCUCUUCACUUGCGUGAGCAAGUACGAAUCUGAUGUUCGAAAGGCAUGAAAAUUCAUCAAUUGCAUUCGCCCACAUAAGUCCCAUGGUAAGUACCUCAGUUACCAUCAAUGGCGUCGAGGAUAAGGGGCAUGAGAUCCGGCCGAGUGGGGUCGGCCCCG